Molecule: messenger RNA, 510 nt
Organism: Molossus molossus (Pallas's mastiff bat)
Lineage: Eukaryota; Metazoa; Chordata; Mammalia; Chiroptera; Molossidae
Gene: LYPD1
Product: LY6/PLAUR domain containing 1
Exons: 4
Coding region: 1-474 (157 amino acids)
Biological process (GO): acetylcholine receptor signaling pathway
Molecular function (GO): acetylcholine receptor inhibitor activity
Source: RefSeq, a predicted model, not a curated record
AUGAGGGCGCCGCUGGCGGCACCUGCGGCUCCUCUCGGCGGCGACAGUCGCCUCGGCGACAGCAGCGCGGCAACAUUUUGCGGAUUGCUCUUGCUUCAAGGCUUUGCGCUGCAAAUUCAGUGUUACCAGUGUGAAGAAUUCCAGCUGAACAACGACUGCUCCUCCCCGGAGUUCAUCGUGAAUUGCACGGUGAACGUUCAGGACAUGUGUCAGAAAGAAGUGAUGGAGCAAAGUGCCGGGAUCAUGUACCGCAAGUCGUGUGCAUCGUCGGCAGCCUGCCUCAUCGCCUCGGCUGGGUAUCAGUCCUUCUGCUCCCCAGGGAAACUGAACUCUGUGUGCAUCAGCUGCUGUAACACUCCUCUGUGCAACGGCCCUCGGCCCAAGAAAAGGAGCAGCUCGGCCCUGGCCCUGCAGCCAGAGCUCCCCACCACCACCCUGCUCGCCACAUUAGCCCUCUUCGUGGCACACUGCUGAAUGAGAUGCCAGCCCCUCCUGCAUUGUUCUUCUGAC